AGAACCUACGGGUGGCUGCAGCAGCAGCAUAGCAACCGGCAGCAGCAGCAUAGCAGCCGGCAGCAACAGCAUAGCAGCCGGCAGCAGCAGCAAAGCAACCGGCAGCAGCAGCAUAGCAACCGCCAGCAGCAGCAGCAUAGCAACCGGCAACAGCAGCAUAGCAACCGGCAGCAGCAGCAGCAUAGCAACCGGCAGCAGCAGCACAGCAACGGCGCAGCAGCAGCAGCAACCGGCAGCAGCAGCAGCACAGCAACCGGCAGCAACAGCACAGCAACCGGCAGCAGCAGCACAGCAACCGGCAGCAACAGCACAGCAACCGGCAGCAGCAGCACAGCAACCGGCAGCAGCAGUACAGCAACCCGCAGCAGCACACAGCAACCGGCAGCAGCAGCACAGCAACCGGCAGCAGCAGCAAAGCAACCGGCAAGUCCCAGGGACAACCCUCCUGGGUCGCCCCUCACGGGGCUCCACGCACUCAGCCUUCGCCAUUUCCCGCAUGGCCUCGCAGAGCGCAGCAAACCUCCCACCCUCCGACAGCCGAGCCAGCAGCGUAGGCUCGGGGCUCCGACCUGAAGGCUCGGCAACGCUAGGCAGGGCCAAGGCCCUGUCGCGGUCCGACACAUUCUUUCUGCGCGAGAUGCGCGCCACAGAGGUGCUGGGCAGCGCCGUGGUGGCGCCGGACAAUGGCUACCUACUAUUGUGGCAGCAGCUGGUCCUCGUGCUGUCCUUCUACUCCGCCUUCAUCACGCCCCUCGAGUUCUCCUUCCUGCCCGUGCUGCCGCCGGGCCUGGCCAUGGCGGAUAACAUCAUCAACGCCUUCUUCCUCGCCGACCUGCUGCUCACCCUUCUUCGUCGCCUUCAAGGACAGGCGGACGCAGAGCUACGUGUGCGACCACUGGAGCAUCGCCACCAGGAUCAUGCCGCGCCGGCCAACGAAGUCCAAGAACACGCGGACGACAGGGGGAGUGGCGGUCGGCGAGUACGUGUCAAGGAAGUCAUGGCCGUACCGCUGCGUAAAUCCUUUGGCGCAGUAGCGGGCCUUAUAGACCGGGUCGUCGCCAGGGAGGAGCUUGACCCGAAAUACCCAUUUGCCUUUGACCACGUUGUGGUUGAGAGGGCGGGGUACGUCGAUGAAGGACAAGGGGAGAAGACACCUGGGGGGGUGGAGGAGGAGGUGGGGGAGGUGGGGGAGGAGGGGGGGAAGGAGGUGGAGGGGGGGAGGUAUCUCUGCACGUUCUUCGCCUGUGACGUGCUCGCGCUCUUCCCCUGGGACACCUUCUUCCAGCUGGCAGGAGGGGAAGGUGAUGACAACCUGCUGCGAUGGUUUUUAUGGACCAGAGUUGUGAGGACACGCCAUGUGAUGAACUACUUCCACCGGUUGCAGAGGGACAUCCGGCUGAGCUACUUCGCGGUGCGUGUGGUGAAGCUCAUAUUCGUGGAGCUCUACAUCACCCACGUGGCCGGCUGCUUCUUCUACUUCCUCGCCACCACCUACCCGCCCGACCAGGAAGGCAGCACGUGGAUCGGCAGCCUCACUCUGGGGGACCUGCAGUACACGGACUUCCGAGACAUUGACCUGUACACGCGGUACUUCACUGCGCUCUACUGGUCCGUCAUCACCAUGGCCACUAUUGGCUACGGCGACGUGCAUCCAGUGAACCCGCGGGAAAUGGUGUUCGCCAUGGUCUACAUCUCCUUCGACCUCGUCCUCUCCGCCUACCUCGUUGGCAACAUCACGGCAAUGGUGGUGAAGGGGUCCAACACGACGCGGUACCGCGAGAAGAUGUCAGCGCUGAUCAAGUACAUGAAUAGGAACCACCUGCCGCAUGCGCUGCGGCAGCAGAUGAGACAGCACGUGCGGCUGCAGUUUGAGACGGAGCAGGUGGAGGACGAGGUGAUGGAGGAGUUUCCCCUCAGCAUUCGCCACAAGGUGGCGCGUGCCCUCUACCAGCGCACUGUCGAGGCCUGCUACCUCUUCGACGGGUGCUCUGGGGAGUGCAUUAACCAGAUCGUGAGUGGAAUGCGCCACGUGUGUGCUGAUGGCACAUGCAGCACAUGUAUGUUGAAUGCAGCACAAGGUGGCUCGUGCUCUCUACCAACGUACUGUUGAGACAAGCUACAUCUUCGACGGGUGCUUGGGUUAGGGAGUGCAUCAGAGAGAAAAUGUGGAGAGAAGAAUUGACCACGGGAACUUGGGAAGGUUGGACCACCAACAAUUGAGGAGCCAAUAAUGUUGGUGGAAGACCAACAAGAUUGAACACCUCGAUAUUUGGGGUCAAGGGUUGGUUGAAUAUCCAACCCCAACAUUCAUCUACACCCCUAGAUAGCCCAACUUGGUUAUAUAUGUAUAUAUAUAUAUAUAUAUAUAUACACAAGUAUAAGAAACUAUGUAGGAUAAAAAGAAUACUAUAUUCUGACACAACCCCGUAGCCUGCAUAGUGAGAGAAUACUUGGGUCGAGAAGAGACGACUCUUGAAUCAGGUAGGGAACGAGGAGGAGCGAGGAGCAAGGCCUAAGAGGCUGAGGAGGGAGUGACGAAUGCGAGGGAGAGCCUUGGUGAAGAUGUCAGCAAGAUUGGCAGAGGAGUCAAUCUUGUGGACGGUUAGAUGGUCGGCUUGGACGAGUUCGCGAACGAAGUAGUGGCGGAGCUCGAUGUGCUUGGAGCGGCCAUGGGAAACUGCUUCUUUGGUGAAGUGUAUCGUGCUAGCAUUGUCGCACCAGAUGGUGGGGCAGAGCUGAGGGGCACCAAAUUCCGUGAGAAGGUAGCCGAGCCAGCGAGCUUCCUGUGCAGCCGUGGUAACGGCAUAGAGUUCAGCUUCAUAGGAGGAGAGGGCAAUGGAGGAGGAGCGGGUAGAGCGCCAGCUAAUGAGGCCACUCCCCAGGGUGAAGCCAUACCCCUGGGAGCUGUGACGAUCAGGCUGGGAGUCAGCCCAUGAGGAGUCGCUGAAGCUGGUAACCAGGUUUAUCUUAUCCCAAGGGAAUAGACCCUUGUAGAAUAUAGAAUCACCCUGCGUAUAGCCACGCGAGGCUAUUGACUUUAAGAGAUUACGGCAGGAUUACGCUAGAUAGAGCGCAAUAGUACAUCCCGAGCCUGGUCGGUUAUAUAAUGAUAAUAACAGGAUAAACCAAAGGUUAAUGAAAAAUGGAGAAGAGGAAACCAAAUAAAAUGGGAUAAAAAGAGAAAUGAAAGAGGAAGGAAAAGCCAAGUGGUGUAACGGGGUCGUACUCUCACAGAUCCCCCCCUCAAAGCUGGAUGGUAGAAGUGACACCCUGCUUGACAAGGUAGUCAUGCAGAGGACGACUUGGGUAGCUGAACUCUCCGUCCAGUGUUGUAGAUGCUUGCGGUGCGAUUCAUCCAGAUGAUCUCGGGGUUGAAUCUUUUUAGGAAGUUUCGCCCGAAGACCAAGUGAAGCCCUUUGAUGUUGGUGAUGGGGAGUGCACGUCUCCAGCGCAGUGGUCCAAUUUGUAGGUGUAGCACUGCUUCGCCGUGUACUGGUAACUUGCUGCCGUCCACCAUUGUUGCAGAAAACGCUGAUGGCUUGUACUCUUCUCGAAGUCGGUCGAUGGUUGCCUUGUCGCAGACGGUCGGGAAUUCGGUUGUAAAAUUCUUCCAUCUGCUGCGUGUACUGCGCUACACUCCCGAACUGUCGGUGUCGAUGAAUUUUUUCCCGGGCAAGGAAACUGGAAUUUAUCAGCUCGAAACGUUUCAGCAGGUUGGCGCGGAACUGCUGCCACGUGGCUUCACCAUGGAUAAAAGUGCUGUUGCCGCCAAUCCACUCAAGUGCCGGUCCUCGCAUCAGUGUCGCCGCGAGUGGUACACGUUGACCGUAACCAGGUUUAUCUUAUCCCAAGGGAAUAGACCCUUCUAGAAUAUAGAAUCACCCUGCGUAUAGCCACGCGAGGCUAUUGGCUUUAAGGGAUUACGGCAGGAUUACGCUAGAUAGAGCGCAAUAGUACAUCCCGAGCCUGGUCGGUGAUAUAAUGAUAAUAACAGGAUAAACCAAAGGUUAAUGAAAAAUGGAGAAGAGGAAACCAAAUGAAAUGGGAUAAAAAGAGAAAUGAAAUAGGAAGGAAAAGCCAAGUGGUGUAACGGGGUCGUACUCUCACACUUCCCCAGCCAACGAAUCGGGCAAGGAUACUGAUGGGGUAGGCCAGGUCGGGGCGAGUGCAGAUCAUGACGUACAUCAGGGACCCCACGAGCUCAGCGUAGGGGUCGUCGGAGGAGGCUGGGGUGGUGGGGGGUGUGAGCUGGUGGUUGACAUCAAGAGGAGUGGAGACAGGCUUGGCCGGUGACAUCUCGAAGUGCUCGAGCACUUUCUUGAUGUAGUAGGACUGGGAGAGCGAGAUCGUGCGUGCUUCCUUGUCGCGAGUGAUCUCAAUGCCAAGGUAGUUCGUCUUUGACUUGUUGUAGGUCUGCGUCGUUGGAGGCGGCCAAGAGCAUAUCGUCAACAUAGACGAGGAUGUAGAAGGGUGAGGGGGAGGUGCGAAGGAAGAGGCAGGAGGCAGCUUGGGAGGGACAAAAGCCCAGGUCGCGAAGGGUGGAAGAAAGCUUGGCAUACCACUCUCGGGGUGCCUGCUUCAGGCCGUAGACGGGCCGCUUGAGUUCCCACACAGUGGAGGGAUCGAAGGGGAGAUGGAAGCCGCUGGGGCGCUCGAGGAAGAUCUGCUCGUGGAGUUCGCAUUGAAGGAAAGCGGUGGUGACAUCCAUAGAGUGUAGGAUCAUGCCGAGUCGCCCGACAAAGUCUAGGAAUACUCGGACGACCGGGGGAGUGGCAGUGGGUGAGUAGGUGUCGAAGACAGUGGCCUCCCCAGGUAAUAGCUUGACUCGAAACACCCACUUGCCACGAACCACAUUGGCACAGGACGGGCGGCGGACAUCGAUGAAGGAGCGAUUGCGUAUGAAGGCUUGUAGUUCAUUGAUGAUGGCCUCGAGCCAACGGGCUGCAUCCGGGCACGCCAUCGCCUCCUCGUAGGUGCCAUGUUCGAAGAUGGUUGGGGCGCCGGAGACGACAAACACAGGGGUGCAUGCGAUGCUGAAGGCGAUUGGCACGAGGAGCGGGUUGAGGUGAUGGAGCGUGAGGAUCUCUUCGUGAGCAUCCUCUUGAACAAGGGGGGAAAGUAGGGUUGAGCAUACUACCCGCCC
Closterium sp. NIES-67 is the source of this 5143-nucleotide messenger RNA. NCBI's taxonomy places the organism in Eukaryota, Viridiplantae, Streptophyta, Zygnematophyceae, Desmidiales, Closteriaceae. The record is from the annotation of a GenBank genome assembly.